This is a messenger RNA of Phragmites australis (common reed), 1189 nucleotides long. Its product is annotated as large ribosomal subunit protein uL10c-like. The transcript has a single exon. Gene Ontology annotation, cellular component: large ribosomal subunit. Lineage: Eukaryota; Viridiplantae; Streptophyta; Magnoliopsida; Poales; Poaceae. The record is from RefSeq and is a predicted model, not a curated record. Gene Ontology annotation, biological process: translation. Gene Ontology annotation, molecular function: structural constituent of ribosome. The coding region runs from base 16 to 825 and encodes 269 amino acids.
AACCAAAGGGAGCCUAUGCAGUAUUCCAGCCCACCCAAGGAAACAGACCAAAUUGCUAAUAGGCUUUCGUCUCCAAAGCCCAUCAGCGCAACUAACGGGCUUCAAAUAAUCCGGCCCGGCCCGCUAAAUGGAGGCAGUACAAAGCCCGCGACCCAUAACCGGUCCGAGCAGGAGGGGAAAAAAAAAGAAGACGCGCACGCUCGCAUUCCAGAACCCUCGCCGCCGCCGCCGAGGCCGAUGACAUCCGUGCGCAGCUCCGCCGCGUCCCUGCUCCCGUCGAUCCGCGGGGCGGCAGAGCUGGUGAGGCAGGAGGCGCUCCGUCGCGAGCUGGACGGGUGCCAGCUCCUGGCGGGCAUCUGGUGCCACGGCCUGACGGUGGCGCAGCUGCGCAGCAUCCGCGCGUCGCUCCCCCCGACGGCGCGGCUGCUGGUGACGAAGAACUCCGACAUGGCGGCGGCGGUGGCGGGGACGCGGUGGGAGGCGCUCCGCCCCUGCGCGCGGGGCAUGAACGCGUGGCUGUUCGUGCGGUCCGACGAGAUCCCGCCGGCGCUCAAGCCGUACCGCGACUUUCAAAAGGAGUGGAAGCUGCAGCUCAACGACUUCACCGGCGCCGUCUACGAGGGCCGGCUCUACGGGCCCGACGACUUCGCGAAGCUCGAGGCCAUGCCCACCAGGGCGCAGUCCUACCAGUACCUCCUCGGAUGCCUCCAGAUGCCCGCCGUCAACGUCCUCGCCGUGCUCCGCGCGCGACAGGAGGCCAUGGCGCAGGCCGACAAGCCGCCCGCGGAGGCAGAGGCGGCAGCACCGGCGGCGGCGGAGAAGUGAUCCCUCGAGGUUCUUUUGCGCUCGUCUCACUCACUCUGAGUUCUUGAUCGAUGUUGCAACUCAGCUGCGGCUUGGGUUAAAAGCUCCUUUUUUUUUCACAUUUGUGCUGCUGCAAUUUGUUCUCAGUUUGGGAUACAUGUAGUAGAAACACUCGUAAAUCAUAACGACGCUGUUCUGAGGUAUUGUCAUGCUCAUGAGCUUGGUUUUGAGGUGAGUGAUGCUGAAUCGCCAUUGGUGGUUCAGAGUGUAGUAGAAACACUCGCAAAUCAUAACGACGCUGUUCUGAGGUAUUGCCAUUGCAGGGUGAUUUUGUUCUCAGGAAAUUUGAUUAUAUGCGAUAAAGUAUAUUGUGAACUGUUUGCUA